GCUUUUAAAACCAAAAUGCAUAAAUACACAAUCGUCGCCCUCGCCGUGUUCGCUGUGGCUCUAGCAGCGCCGCAACACCAAGACCAACAGCCUCCUGUGGAGAUCCUCAAACAGGACUCCAUCGUAGGCCCCGAAGGAUACCACUUCGAGUUCGAGACAAGCGACGGCACCUCCCGCCAAGAGCAGGGCACGCUAAAGCAGAUCAGCGAGGACCACAAGGCCAUCGAGGUGCAGGGCAGCUACAAGUACACUGCGCCGGACGGCGUGGUGUACACCGUCACUUACACCGCCGAUGAGAAUGGGUUCCAACCGCAGGAGCACGUCGACCAGGGCCAGCAGGGACAACAGUACCAGCAGUACCAGCAAUAAACACUAACAGACUAAAUUGAUCAUUGGUAGAACUUAUCUCGUUGCAGUAAGGUUCACGAAUAAUGAGA
Cydia splendana is the source of this 437-nucleotide messenger RNA. RefSeq names its product larval cuticle protein 65Ag1-like (gene CPR49). The record is from RefSeq and is a predicted model, not a curated record. Gene Ontology annotation, cellular component: chitin-based extracellular matrix. The coding region runs from base 16 to 369 and encodes 117 amino acids. NCBI's taxonomy places the organism in Eukaryota, Metazoa, Arthropoda, Insecta, Lepidoptera, Tortricidae. The transcript is spliced from 3 exons. Gene Ontology annotation, molecular function: structural constituent of chitin-based larval cuticle.